Messenger RNA from Triticum turgidum subsp. durum (durum wheat), 1017 nucleotides. Lineage: Eukaryota; Viridiplantae; Streptophyta; Magnoliopsida; Poales; Poaceae. The record is from the annotation of a GenBank genome assembly.
AUGGGGUGGUCGACCGCUGCCCUACACGACGUGGUCGCGGCCACACCGGUGGCGCGCAAGAGUCACAGAGCGCCGGCCACUCCCGCAGGCAGCGGCCGCUUCCACCGGCUCGAGGUGAUCGGCGCGGGAACGUUCGGCGUCGUCUACCGGGCCAGGGACCGCCGCACGGGAGAGAUCGUGGCGAUGAAGUGUCUCCGUGCGAGCGGCGACGGCGACGGCGACCGCUACCUCUCCGACUUCGCGGCCGAGGUCAGCGCACUCGAGGCGUGCAGCGGCCACCCGUCCAUCGUGCAGCCGCGCGCCUCCGGCCACCUCGGCAGCGAGGCCUUCCUCGCCAUGGAGUUUGUGGGGCCAACUCUCCGGUACGUCAUGAAGCAUGUCCGAUUCGGGAGGAGGCACACCGAGCUGGAGGUUCGCCUGCUCAUGAGGCAACUUUGCGCCGGCGUGAGGUGGAUGAAUCACCUCGGCCUGAUGCACCGGGACCUGAAGCCGUCCAACGUGCUUGUCGAUAGCCAUGGGAACCUCAAGAUCUGCGACCUAGGGCUGUCGUGCAGCAUGGCUGAUGGGCCGCCCUACUCCAACCCUGUCGGGACACGGGGAUACCGCGCGCCAGAGCUCCUCCUCGGGUGCACGGAUUACGACGAGCAUGUCGACUCGUGGGCUCUUGGCGUCAUGAUGGCUGAGCUCCUCGCCGGCAAGCACCCUUUCCUUGGGAGGUCAGAUACGGAGCACCUCAGCGAGAUCUUGGACCUUCUCGGCACAGCUGACAUCAAAGAGUGGUCAGGCUACGACGGACGCCGUCUGCCCGGCGGAUCGCAACCAGGAAGCUUUCUGCGCAACAAGUUCCCUUGUCCGGCUGAGGCCAGGAUCAAAGGCCCGCCGACAUUGUCAGAGGCUGGUUUCGAGGUCUUGAGCGGUCUUCUACGAUGCAACCCGGAGAAGAGGCUCACGGCGGAGCAAGCGCUCAAGCAUCGGUGGUUCAAGGAGGCCAACCCUAGGGCUACAAGUAGUAAGUAG